GCCUUUUGCCCAGCCGACCAAUUGAUUACUGCUUCCCUCGCAGGCCGAAGGCGCAAUAACCAGAACUCCAACUGGGAGCUUCUCUCCACGCCACGGUCGACAAGGUAAACGAAAUGGCUCCAGCGGUGGACGAGUCACACCCGGUCAAGAAGGGACCGAGUGCCCUGCGGUCCAUCAUCGCCGGCUCCACAGCGGGAGCAAUUGAGAUUGCCAUUACCUAUCCUGCCGAGUUCGCCAAGACCAGGACCCAGCUCAACCGCAGGUUAGCCGCGGGGCAGAAGCUCCCCUGGCCGCCGUUUGGCAAGCAGUGGUACGCCGGGUGCACGACGUUGAUAAUCGGGAACUCUCUGAAAGCCGGAAUCCGUUUCGUCGCCUUCGAUCAGUACAAGGCCAUGCUCGUCGACGCGGAGGGGAAACUCUCUGGUCCGCGGACUGUGCUCGCGGGCUUCGGCGCGGGCGUUACCGAGUCCUUGCUCGCAGUCACGCCUACUGAGAGUAUCAAGACGACGCUGAUCGAUGAUCGCAAAUCGGCCAAACCACGGCUGCGCGGGUUCCUGCACGCGGUGCCGAUAAUCGCGCGCGAGCGAGGCAUCCGGGGCUUCUUCCAGGGGUUCGUGCCGACGACGGCGCGGCAGGCGGCCAAUAGCGCGACGCGGUUCGGGUCGUACACGUUCCUCAAGCAGCUGGCCGAGUCGUACACGGCGCCCGGCGAGAAGCUGGGCGCCGUGGGCACGUUCGCCAUGGGCGGGCUGGCGGGGCUGAUCACCGUCUACGUGACGCAGCCGCUCGACACCAUCAAGACGCGCAUGCAGAGCAUCGAGGCGCGCGCCGUCUACGGGAACUCGUUCCGCUGCGCGUCUCUCAUCUUCAAGCAGGAGGGCCUGCUGACCUUCUGGAGCGGCGCCCUGCCCCGGCUCGUGAGGCUGGUGCUCAGCGGCGGGAUCGUGUUUACCAUGUAUGAGAAGAGCAUAGACGUCAUGGACAGGAUGGAUCCCGAAGGGAAAUACAUAUGAAGUCUUUCCAGAGCUGACUCCUCCUUCUGGCGAUUUCGUUUCUGCGGAGGUAGUUGUUUUCCAAAUGGGUUGCAUAAUACCCCCCCGGCUUGUCUGGGUAGAGAAAAAGUAGAAAUGUACACCAGCAAUACAUAGUUAGGUUUUUAAUGCUGCAUCCGAUCCUUGUAUCCUGUAUCCCAA
Messenger RNA from Phialemonium atrogriseum, 1193 nucleotides. RefSeq names its product Tricarboxylate transport protein. Gene Ontology annotation, biological process: mitochondrial citrate transmembrane transport. The record is from RefSeq and is a predicted model, not a curated record. The transcript is spliced from 5 exons. Bases 114 to 1013 code for a protein of 299 amino acids. Gene Ontology annotation, cellular component: mitochondrion. Gene Ontology annotation, molecular function: citrate secondary active transmembrane transporter activity. Lineage: Eukaryota; Fungi; Ascomycota; Sordariomycetes; Cephalothecales; Cephalothecaceae.